This is a messenger RNA of Adineta steineri, 243 nucleotides long. The record is from the annotation of a GenBank genome assembly. NCBI's taxonomy places the organism in Eukaryota, Metazoa, Rotifera, Eurotatoria, Adinetida, Adinetidae.
AUGUCGUCGUUGUCCGCUAACCUUGCAUCUCUAUCAACAAUUGAAGAACAAAAAGGAUUUCUAGGCAACAAACUCUUUCCUCUUGUCUUACAAAGAGUCAAAGAACCUGAUUUAACAAGUAAAGUUACUGGAGCACUACUCGAAUUGGAUAAUGAUGAAAUAUGUCGUUUAAUGGAAUCAAAUGAUAUGCUCAAUGCUCGAAUUGAUGAAGUAGCAACUGAAAUUAAAUCUUGUGAACCAUAA